This is a messenger RNA of Paraphaeosphaeria sporulosa, 1197 nucleotides long. RefSeq lists its product as uncharacterized. Bases 370 to 990 code for a protein of 206 amino acids. The transcript has a single exon. NCBI's taxonomy places the organism in Eukaryota, Fungi, Ascomycota, Dothideomycetes, Pleosporales, Didymosphaeriaceae. The record is from RefSeq and is a predicted model, not a curated record. Gene Ontology annotation, molecular function: RNA binding.
CGUGUUGGUACUAGCGCGGUUACGUAGUUGCCUCCCGGCUUCAAAGUUCGCGUCUCCAGCCUCACGCUCUCUUUUUACACCACCGCCCUCGACGCGACAACAGCCCCGUCAACUCCGUCCACCCCGAGCCGUCCACCUCCUUAAUCGCACAUCACCAACAUGUCUCGCGGCGGCGGCACCACGCUCUAUGUCACCGGCUUCGGUCACGGCACCCGCGCCCGCGACCUCGCCUACGAGUUCGAACGGUAUGUUGCUCAACGCACCGCCCUCCCCGAUGGUUACCACGCCCUUCGUCGACCGUCCUUUACGCGCGAUCGAACUGCUUAAUGCCUCGUCGCCCUUUCCGAUGCCUCCAUCACGUCGCACCCCAUGCCGCCACCCACGCCCUUUCCAUGCGCAACGCCCGCCACAUUCAGCUUCCUUUCGCUAUCACCUUUCAUGUUACACACCCAUCUAACGUCAUCGCCAGCUACGGUCGUCUUGUUCGCUGCGACAUCCCUGCGCCGCGUUCUGCCUCCAGCAGGCUGUAAGUGGCCACGAUACCCCGGUUAUAUUAACCAACUAACAAUGCGCGGAAGGUUCGCUUUCGUUGAGUAUGAGAGCCGCCGGGAUGCUGAUGACGCGUACCAUGAGAUGCACAACAAGCGCAUCGGUCGUGAUGACUUGUUGAAGAUCGAGGUAUGUUCAGCCAGUCAUGUUUUGCAGCUGGUGUACCUGACGUCCAACAGUGGGCACGCACCCCACCCUCGGCUUCGUGGCGCUUCGACUCCGGCCGUGAUCGCCCUCGUGGUGAGCGUGGCGAGCGAAGUGAGCGCGGCGGCCGUGGCGGUGACCGCUCACCGCGUAGCGAGCGUCCUCGUAGUCGCUCCCCUCGUCGCAGCCGUGGCGGUGACUACUCUCCGCGCAAGGAUGACCGUCGGGAGCGCGACUACGAUCGUCGCGACCGAGACCGUUCCCGGAGCCCUGAACGUGACGGCGAUCGGGAGAUGAAGGACGUGCGUGACCGUGAUGAAGACCGCGAGCGCGAGCGGGACCGUGACGCCGGCACCAACGGCGAGGAGCGCCCCGCGAAGAGUGAGCACCCUAUCCUACAAGACGACGAUCUCCUCUGAUCGACAAUAUAGACGAAACCCCACCUCCAGCAGCUCCUGAAGACCUGGAUGUGGCAGAGUAAAUGUUUGUCCUUCGCCGCCAUGU